Messenger RNA from Thunnus maccoyii (southern bluefin tuna), 6616 nucleotides. RefSeq names its product clock circadian regulator a (gene clocka). Gene Ontology annotation, molecular function: E-box binding; protein dimerization activity; DNA-binding transcription factor activity, RNA polymerase II-specific. The record is from RefSeq and is a predicted model, not a curated record. Gene Ontology annotation, biological process: regulation of transcription by RNA polymerase II; circadian regulation of gene expression. The coding region runs from base 484 to 3156 and encodes 890 amino acids. The transcript has 23 exons. NCBI's taxonomy places the organism in Eukaryota, Metazoa, Chordata, Actinopteri, Scombriformes, Scombridae. Gene Ontology annotation, cellular component: CLOCK-BMAL transcription complex; cytoplasm; nucleus.
CCGGUCCGGCUCCAGUCAGCCUGCCUCAGCCCUGCGCAGUCCACCGUCAGCAGCGCCACCGGGUGCAGGGAUAUCCCGAUGAAAGGGCAGUCUGCUCGGGGUGAAGAAUUCGAGGUUUGCCUACAGAGUCUCCAGUCAUGAGGUGAAGCAGUUUGCUAAUUAAUCAUCACUCAAAGACAAAAGACUCAGAUGUUGCUGCCAUGUGCCACACUCAUACUCGAAGUAGAAGAAAAACUCAGCUCAUUGAAGACCUUUUGGCAGCUUUCUACCCUCUGAUUGAGGACACCUUCAGUGACUCUCCUCCAAGACUCACAGAACUCAACCACCUCCGCAGUGUGCCCACCCAGACCCUGCCUUCAUCCAGCAGAACUUUCCUCAUCCUCUCACAGGACUGGCUGAACUGUCAGUAAGGUUCAUUCACAAAUGUCUACCUCACGAUUAAAAGACCCCGCUCCAACACUGCGACCCUGAACAGGAUACAAAAUGACCUCGAGCAUUGACCGGGAUGACAGCAGUAUCUUUGAUGGGUUAAUGGAGGAAGAUGAAAAGGACAAAGCAAAACGAGUGUCCCGUAACAAGUCUGAGAAGAAACGCAGAGACCAGUUCAAUGUCCUUAUCAAGGAGCUGGGUACCAUGUUGCCGGGCAACACCCGGAAGAUGGACAAGUCUACUAUUUUGCAGAAAAGCAUCGACUUUCUGCACAAACACAAAGAAAUCGCUGCUCAGUCAGAGUCAACUGAGAUCAGACAAGACUGGAAGCCUCCUUUUCUUAGUAAUGAAGAGUUCACUCAGCUGAUGUUGGAGGCGUUAGAUGGAUUCUUCCUUGCAAUUAUGACUGAUGGGAAUAUAAUCUACGCCUCUGAGAGUGUGACGUCCCUACUAGAACACUUACCUUCUGAUCUUGUGGAUCAGAAUCUGUUGAACUUCCUGCCCAUGGGGGAGCAUUCAGAUGUCUACAAGGCUCUGUCCUCUCAUAUCAUGGAGGGGGAGACGCUCACGCCAGAAUAUCUGAAAACAAAAAAUCAGCUAGAGUUCUGUUGCCACAUGCUCCGAGGGACGAUUGACCCCAAAGAGCCUCCUGUGUACGAAUAUGUCAAGUUCAUUGGAAACUUCAAGUCCCUGAAUAAUGUGCCUAACUGUACCCGAAACGGUUUUGAAGGAGUGAUCCCGCGAUCGCUUCACUCUGCCUUUGAAGACAGAGUGUGUCUCAUAGCAACUGUGAGGCUAGCCAAACCACAGUUUAUCAAGGAGAUGUGCACUGUAGAAGAGCCUAAUGAGGAAUUCACCUCCAGACAUAGUUUAGAGUGGAAAUUUCUCUUCUUGGACCACAGAGCUCCACCCAUCAUAGGUUACCUCCCAUUUGAGGUCCUGGGCACAUCAGGAUAUGACUACUACCAUGUAGAUGACCUGGACACUCUGGCCAAAUGCCAUGAACACUUAAUGCAGUAUGGCAAAGGAAAGUCCUGCUACUACAGAUUCCUCACCAAAGGGCAGCAGUGGAUUUGGCUUCAGACCCACUACUACAUCACUUACCACCAGUGGAACUCAAGACCUGAGUUUAUUGUCUGCACACACACUGUAGUAAGUUACGGAGAAGUAAGAGCAGAACAGCGCAGAGAGCUUGGAAUAGAAGAGUCACCGCCUGAGAUCACAGCAGACAAGCAAUCCCAGGAUUCUGGCUCCGAGUCCCAGCUCAACACUUCCAGCCUAAAGGAGGUUCUAGAGCGCUUCAACCACAGCCGGACACCCUCUGCCUCGUCCCGCAGCUCUCGCAAAUCCUCACACACUGCUGUGUCUGACCCAGCCUCAUCACAGAUGAAGCUUCAGGGAGAUAGGAGUACACCAGGUCGCCAGUCCGUCUCUGCAGUGGAGAUGACAUCACAACGAAGAUCAUCUAUCAGCAGUCAGCAGUCGAUGAGCUCCCAAAACACAGGACAGAACAUGGCUUCAUCCAUGGUUUCACAGCAACAACAACAACAGCAGCAGCAGCCUCAACAGCAACAAGUUCAGACCAGCGGCCAAUCAAUAGUGCAGUUUUCCAACCAGUUAGAUGCCAUGCAACACCUGAAAGACCAGCUUGAGCAGAGGACCAGGAUGAUUGAGGCCAACAUUCAGCGGCAGCAGGAUGAGCUGCGGCAGAUUCAGGACGAACUGCAGAGGGUGCAGGGACAGAGUCUGCAGAUGUUCUUGCAGAAAGGAGCUGGAGGAUUAAAUCUCAGCACUGUUCCGAUGGCCCAGGGCAAUGCCGUGCAGCAGGGGGGGACGCUCAACAUGCAGGGCCAGGUGGUCUCUGCAGGGCCUCUACAGAACAGCAUACAGCAACAACAUGCUGUCCAGCCACAAUCCCAGCAACAAACACUCCUGCGGGAACAGAGCACAGCACUCUCACAGUCUCAGCGGUCGUCUCUCACUCUGCAGCCUCAACAAAAUCCACUGCCGGCGUCUCUCUACAACACAAUGAUGAUCCCUCAGCAAAGUCCCACUAACGUUGUCCAGAUUGCCACUAGCCUGGCCCAGAACACUGGCCCCAACACUCCUGCUGUGGCAACAUUUGCACAGGACCGUGCUGCUCAGAUUAGGUUUCCUGCCGCUCCUCAGCUGCUUACCAAGCUAGUGACAGGACAGAUGGCAUGUGGGGCGGUCAUGGUCCCCACGACCAUGUUUAUGGGCCAAGUGGUGACGGCCUUCGCUCCUCAGCAGGGCCAGACCCAGACCAUCAGCAUUUCCCAGCAGCCACCACAGCAGCAGCAGCAGCAGCAGCAGCAGCAACAACAACAACAGCAGCAACAGCAGCAGCAGCAGCAACAGCAACAGGAGCAACAGGCACAGACGCAGUCACAAGUCACAGCCAUGCAGCCAGGGCAGGCUCCACUGGCCCAGCAGCAAACACAGUUCCUACAGGCGCCACGGCUGCUUCAUGGAAACCAGUCCACCCAGUUGAUCCUGCAGGCAGCGUUCCCUUUGCAGCAGCAGGGUGCCUUCACUGCCACACCCCAACAGCAGCAGCAACAGUUACAACAGCAACAACAGUUACAACAACAACAUCAACAACAACAGAAGCAGUUACAACAGCAGAAACAGCAACUUCAGCAACAGCAACUAGCUCCUCACAGGGCAGAUAGUCUGUCUGAUCGCUCUGCUGCGCAGCCACAGUAGCUGGCUGAAGCCAAUCAGAAGUGGAGUGAGCCAAACCCAGGUGUGGUUGUCUUUAUGACAGGGAGGGGGGGGUCUCAUGAGGAGUUCUGCUGAAAGUGCAGUACUGAGACCAUGCCUCAGAGGCUGAGGAGUGGUUGGAUGGUCCCUCACAAGGACCUUUUGCUGGUUGCACUGAACUCCUGAGCACAGACUGCUGCAGAGAACCCAAGACUGGGCUCUCUGUGGUUCUGGCAGUCGGCUUUGGCUCUGGGUUGAAACCUUUUCUCCAAGAAAACAGGGAGCUACAUUCCCUGUAAUGGACUCCCCCUCACACCCCUUGUGUGUUUAGUGUGUGUGUGUGUGUGUGCGUGUGUGUGCGUGUGUGUGUGCGUGCGCUCUAGUCACCCUCACAGGACUAUUUUAUGCAGAGCUCUCCAGUUAAUUCAGUGGGGCUUCUCUCCGAGUUUCAAGGACGUCCUGCAACAGCCAACGGGUUGUUUGUUUUGGAUGUUUUCUCCUAUUCUUGUUUUUCAUGUAAAAAUAAUUAUGGGUCAGAAAAUAUUUUUAAGAAUGUGGUGUAGAUUGAACUUUUACUGUACAGAACAUCAUGUGUAAUAUAUUCUGUAAAUAUACUGAAAAAGAAAGAACUAAUAUUUUAUAUGAUGCAUGAAAUGAAAUGCAUAGUCUGUUAUUUGCAGCUUUGAAUAUGCUUUUUUUCUAGUAUUCUAAGAAAAAAAGAUCUUAAAAUGCUCAGUGGCUGAUAUUUUCACAGACUUCCUUUCUCCUAGGGGAUGUGUUUGUUUGUGUGUCUGCAUAGCAGACAAUGCUGAUGCUGCUUGUUGUGUCACAGUUUGUUUAAUCCUUGACCCAUAUUUUCACAAAAUUGUCAAAAUGAUAGACAAAUGUUUUAAAGUAUUUUUAAGCUUUUUAAGAAGUGCUUAAAAUCCGCACACUUAAACACAACAUGAGUCAGUUAUUGUGAAUGAAAUGAAGACUACCAAGGUUAAGCUAAAUGUAUGCAACAGAGUAAGAUUUGCCAACACAUCUCCCUUUAUAUCCUUAUUUUCUUCACUUUUAGCACUUCUGCCUAGAUCCCUUCAUUUCACAGCCGUUCACAUCACCUGUAUGCUCCACCUAUAAACAUGCAUACCUUAAAAUAUAUUGAAAUUUUGAAAAUCAGACAUGUUAACCAUUUUUCAAACUAAGCUCGAGUGAAAGGAUUUGUGCUAGCAUAGGGCCAAUCAGAUGAUUUCUUCACUGGGUCAUCAGAGCGACCCAGACGUCCUCUUCCCUCCAGUUCUUUCUGAGGGACUCCCAGCUGCUCCUGUACAAGCUGCAAGAGUUCCAAGUAGUUCUUGGAGAAGAAAUGGUGCCCCCAUAUCUUGUGAUUUCCAUCAGGGAGGGUGAGGCCAGUCAACCAGCAGAGACUUCAUUUAAUUUUUAAUAAUCCUUAUAUCUGCAAACUCAUUCUUAGAGUUACUCGCCAGUGCUUGGUGGUCAGAAUGAAAUUCAUCUGGCAAGUGAGAGCUUUGCUUUGUGGUUCUCCAUACUGCAAUAAAGCAGCCAUCUCAAUGAAGCUAAUAACAUCUUAAACUUUUUCAUGGAUUCACUUACCUUUUUCUGAUUGCAAGGCAGUAAAAAAAUGCUUCGCUAUUUAGUCAUCAGAACAGAAUCCAUCAUCCAUUAAUCUGUUCAUUUAAAACAGAGAGUUUCCUGAACAGAUCAGGAAGCCAUUGUCUUAGUUGGAACAUACCUCUUCUGUUUUUAACUGGAGACAGUCUCAUCCCUGCCGUCUGAUGAAUAAAAAGUCUGUUCUUAAACUCAAGACAACAUUUAGGAGAUCACAAUCUCACUGCAGACAGAGACCUCCGCCGAGUUCCCCGUCAGACCCUCGAGACAUUUACCAGGCUCGCCUGGCAGCUUCACCACCAUCUGACCUAAUUCACCGCCAGAUGGUAACAAGCUGACAGCUCAGCCCAUUCUUCAUCUGUGUGAAGUGACGGGCUGAGCUCGACACACGGCCACAGGUCUGGUGAAAUGCCUACAGUAGUCGCUCUUCGACCUUUCGUUGUCUGGUGGUGCACUGUGGAUCACGGGAAACCCGUCUAACCCAGAAAUCCAGUAACGUCUGACAUUUCUGUUCACAUUAUGGAGGUUAUUCCUCUUUAUCACACCGUUCUAGGUGUUCAGAGAGCACGUUUAGCUUCAUACACACAAUACAACAAUGAAGUUUUUCCUUUUUACUGCAGUACGUAGUCAUAUUGAGACAGUUUGUUCCAUCCAUCAGUCAGCUGCAAACUUGUGACUACUCCCACACUCACAUGGUGUUCCUCAUCCUGCAGAACUCUUGAGUAGGAGUACUGUGUGUCGAGGUGCGGCCAACUCAAUCUAGUUGGUACCUUGCGCCUUGCGAAGGGGGGGUGGGAGGGAUGGACGUGUGUGUGUGGUGAAAAUCUCCAUUCAUGGACAUGUUUUCUGUUAAUGUGGUCACAAGGGUUUCCUCUUCUGUUGAACUCAUUUUAAAACAUGCCAACAGGCCCUCCUCAUGAAAUUUAUUUUAAGAAGUGCCAGCAAUAGCCCUUCAUGCCAAAAACAAGCAGUUGGCAGUAUUCACAACCAUGCUGUACUAUUGAAAAUGUUAAUGCAGUCUUUCAAAAACCAACCUUAAGAGUGCUUUGUGAAUAGAAAGGUGACGUCGCACCUGAAUGACAUUUGGACACUUUGACAGAAAUAGCAGCUGUAAAUGAUGUCCAGUCACUGCUAUAAUCAGCCAUCAGGUGUUAUUUUAGUCUGCUCUUGAUCCGUGUCUCAUUGAGUUGUCUUUUUCCCCCCCUAUGAAGACACUUAGCCAGUCUGCGCAGAAUUGUAUUCAACUGCAAAUCAAUCACAAUCUUCACGUUCAGUUUGAAGCACUUAAAGAGAAAAACAUUAUUCAUUCACUGUGCAAAAUGGGAGUGAUGCAUCACACAAGUCGCGCUUGGUUUAAGCCAAGUCUUAAGUAGCAGUGGAGAAAUGCCAGUUAUAACCCUCAUUUGCUGCUUACUGAUUUGGUUUAUUAGACCCAUGAGUUGGCACACACAGAUACCUCUUCUAACAGUGGCUCAGUUUUUCAGGGAAGAAAUUAAUUAUCUGUCACAUGUCAUCUUUUAGCCUUAAUUACCACCUUUUGUUUAUAAUGUUUCAUUUUAACGCCGAGGUUGUCGCUUCUUAAUUGACUUCCACUCGGCUGGCUGCUUGCAGGCCAAUAACCUCCCUAAUGAGACAAGUAGGAAAAAAACUGCACUUGUUUUAUGUUGAAUGUGGUUUUACUGGAUGUCGCACUUAAAAUGUCAUCUCAAAUGAUUAGUAAGUGGGGCGGAUACUUAAUUAGGAGAUUGUUCCCAAUAUGUAAUAUUAAGAUUCAUUAAUUCUUGUUUGGCUGGCAGCGUAUUUAUGUAAUUGGUGUUAUUUUUAUAAAAAUUGGUUGUGAUGUUGCCUUUGA